This is a messenger RNA of Necator americanus (New World hookworm), 1605 nucleotides long. RefSeq lists its product as uncharacterized. Gene Ontology annotation, molecular function: cysteine-type endopeptidase activity. NCBI's taxonomy places the organism in Eukaryota, Metazoa, Nematoda, Chromadorea, Rhabditida, Ancylostomatidae. The record is from RefSeq and is a predicted model, not a curated record. The coding region runs from base 1 to 1605 and encodes 534 amino acids. Gene Ontology annotation, biological process: proteolysis; regulation of apoptotic process. The transcript is spliced from 11 exons.
AUGAUGCGCAACGAACGUCGCCAACUGUUGGACCGAAGUCUCCUUCAUCUCAGUGGAAACAUGGCCGUUGAUGAAGUUAUCAUUUAUCUUCAAAGCACAGGAGUGUUCACAGACUCUGUCAUUGAUAAAGUCAUGUCUACUGGAUCAGUAACGGCUCAAAGAACCGCCGUCAUUCGUGCGGUGAAGUCUAGAGGCGACAAUGCUUUUGACGCGCUAUUUCGGGCUCUACUCUAUGCACGACAGCCCCAUCUCGCGGAGCUGCUGAAACCGCUUAUCAACGAAGACCUACUGCAAACCAUUGAGAACGAACCGAUAAAUCGAAAGCGAAAUGCCGUCACUGCUCACUCUUUCAAAUCUGACACAAUAGUCCAACCAAUGGCUUUGACUGCAAUGAAUCCUUCUGGUAUCCUCCAAGGUCUCCGAGUGCAUGUUGUCGACAGCAAUUCUUGUCCUCAGAUGGAUACAUAUUUGAAGAAUCGCGAUUUGAUCUAUGCGAACUUCUCAUCCCCUAAAGGUCUCUGCUUGAUCAUCAAUAACGAGAAUUUUGCCUCGAUGCCACGGCGUCAGGGAACUGAGAUUGACUGCGCUAAUCUCAGGAAUUUAUUUGAGCAGAUGGACUACAGCGUAGUUAUCCAGAACGAUCUCACUUGUAAGGAAAUGCUUUCGCACGUCAGAAAGUUUGCUAAUGAUCCGUUUCAUAGUCAGGCGUCUUCAGCUAUUCUUGUUGUACUCACUCAUGGAGAAAGAGACCAGUUACUUGGUGUCGGUGGUGAUGAGGAUGUUCUAUCAGUGUAUCCUGUGCUGGAGGCUUUAAAUGCUAGAAAUGCACCGUUGUUGUCGGGCAAGCCAAAGUUGAUAUUCAUUCAGGCGUGCAGAGGAGACCGUCGUGACACCGGCGUGGUUUACAUGGAUCAAUCAGAUGCUCCUCGUCAACAUCCGGAUAGCCUUUUUGGACUGUUCAAAUGUAUAAGGACACCAUCCGUUGUUGAGACGACCUCGCUAAGGCCCCGCGAAUCCGACUUCGUCAUAGCGUAUGCCACACCUCCAACGUACGUGUCCUGGCGUAACAGUCUUCGCGGCAGUUGGUUUAUUCAAGCAAUUUGUGAGGUAUUUGCUAAACACGCUCGCGACAUGGAUCUUCUUCAAUUACUAACAAGAGUGAAUAAAAGGGUAGCGGAGUGCUUUCAGACAAACUGCUCGUCAUCUCUUUACAAGCAGGGUCCGCCUUUCUGCUCCUUGUGUUACAUUUGGUUCUAUCCAUUGCACCAGCCGUACACAAACGUGCAUCCAUCGUAUCCAGCUUCACACGGUCGAACCAGCGAAUCUUUGGCCUCCCGCGCGGCCUCACUCCUGAAACGUCGAGCUUCAGAGCGGUUUUGGCAACAGAAUUUUCCUCCUGCUGCAAGACGUGACCAAACCAUCUCAUUCGCGCCUCAUCUCAUUUCGCUUCAUCUUCUCAGUUAUCGGGACGAUGCCGAAGAUGGAGCGUACAGUAUCGUUGGAUACUUUGUCUUUCAUCAUUACACCUAUCGUCCACCUCAACAUCCGCAUCUCCAUAGCGUGCAACACUCUUUCCAAGGCUUUCGUCGUCACACGCAUCCAUAA